Saprolegnia diclina VS20 is the source of this 743-nucleotide messenger RNA. RefSeq lists its product as hypothetical. The record is from RefSeq and is a predicted model, not a curated record. The coding region runs from base 37 to 558 and encodes 173 amino acids. Lineage: Eukaryota; Oomycota; Saprolegniomycetes; Saprolegniales; Saprolegniaceae. The transcript has a single exon.
CGACAUCGAGCAUCCGACAACGCGAUCAUCAGCAGCAUGCGCUCGUCUCCUAUUGCCUGCUCGUCCGCGCGCUGCCUCGCCGACGACCUCUGGUACCUCGACGCUAGCUUCGGCCUCAAGUACGAGGCCUUCUUGGCGCUCUCACCGACGGCGCCCGAGUCGCCGCCGGCCACGCAGUGCCACCCGCGCAUCUCGCUCACGUGGCCGAGCCGCUCGAUGGACCCGAAAACGACGCGAAACGAAGCGGCUGCACCGCGCCGCGUCGGCAAUUACUCGCCGCAGACACGGCGCCAGCGCAUCCAGCGGUUCCAUGCCAAGCGGCACCAGCGACAGCUCAAGUUUGCGAUGCUGGCCGACGAUGGCGACGAACACGAGCAUGACGCAGAGCAUAGCUGCCUCUCGUCACCGCUGUGGGUACCGUCGCUCCCGGACGACGACCUCGAAGCAAGCGCGAUGAUUGAUGACACGUUCCAAGAACUGUGCUUGCCAGACGAGGUUGGGUUCGUCACCGAUCACGACAACGACGACGACGAGGUGCUCGAAAAUGUGGAGCUGUAGGCGCCAUCUUAUCUACCAGUAGUAUAUAUGUAUACCUUAUUCAACCCCGCGCUGUUGCUGGUCUUUCCGCUCGCACCUCCGGCGACCUCGUCUCUGUUGGCGUCAUCCGUCCUGCCGCCUGCAGCGUACCGCACUGUCGGCGGCUGCUAAGUACUAGUAGAGUCCCAUAAGCUGCAACACAACGC